Molecule: messenger RNA, 1770 nt
Organism: Trypanosoma grayi
Lineage: Eukaryota; Euglenozoa; Kinetoplastea; Trypanosomatida; Trypanosomatidae
Product: putative ATP-binding protein
Exons: 1
Coding region: 1-1770 (589 amino acids)
Biological process (GO): protein histidyl modification to diphthamide
Molecular function (GO): diphthine-ammonia ligase activity
Source: RefSeq, a predicted model, not a curated record
AUGAAGACCAUUGCCCUCAUCUCCGGCGGAAAGGACAGCAUCCUCUCAGUGCUGCUCGCGCUGCGAUACGGAUACCAGCCAGUUGUGGUGGCGAACAUCGCCCCAACAUGCAGUGCGGGCCCUGAGCACGUGCAUGAAAUCGAUUCAUACUCUUUCCAAACUGUGGGCCACGAGGUGGUGCAGUCCAUUGGCGCUUGCAUGCAGCUGCCUCUUCGCCGCGCGUACAUACGCGCCGGUCAGUCCAAGGUGCAGGAGCUGCACUACACGAGGGAGCGUGACGACGAAGAUGAGAUCGAAUGUCUCUACCGACUUCUGCGCUCUAUAAAGGAGGAGUUUCCAGAGGUGGAGGGUGUUACAACUGGUGCGAUCCUCUCGCACUAUCAGCGUUAUCGUGUGGAGGAUGUGUGUGAACGCCUGGGUAUUUCCUCGAUCGCAUUUCUCUGGCAGCGCCCGGCUGAUGAAGUUCUCGAUAUGGCUUCCGCGCUGCGUGUGCGUGCCAUUCUUGUCAAGACAGCGUCCAUUGGUCUAAACCCAAGAACGCACCUUGGUAAGACCUUACAGGACGUGCGGCCGGCGCUGGAAAAGGCAGAGCAGUUGUACGGGACACACAGUGCAGGCGAAGGGGGCGAGUUCGAGACCAUUGUGCUUGACUGCCCACUGUUUAAGGAACAAUGUCUGGAGGUUGUGGCGCUGGAGCCGGUCAUUGUGGACGAUAAUGAGUACUCCCCUUCUGGCCACGCGCUCCUCAAGGUGAAGCUGCGUGACAAGACAAGUGAGGAACGAGAUGCGGAUACGGAUCUGCUGCGGAAGCUUCCGACACUGGUAUUUCCUUCGGAUCAUAUGGCGCACCUUCCCUCUCCAGAGCGCAUGUUGCAAGUAUUCACGGGGCCAAUGGAGCCAGCAGCAUGCUCCAUUCCGAGUGAGGAUAAUACUAGCUUUUGGAGCUGUGCCUGUGAUGUCUACAAUAGUGAACCUCUCACAACGGAAGACAGCGUGGAGUGUUGCUCUGAGGGUGUUUUACAACAGGUUGUGGAAGACAUGGCGAGAAAGAGCCGUGAGGUCUUCUUUCUUCUUGUGCUUGCUCCAUCUGUGCGGCAUGCUUCCGCUUUUUAUCACGCAUUUGGGCGACUAUUUCCUGACGUUAAGCCUCCUGGUUGUACAUUUGUUGAACGUUCAGAACUACUGGCGCUCCGCGUGGAGGCUCUUUCGGCGCCGCGCUGCUCAAUUAAUCGGUCAGCUAUGCACAUGCGGAGUAUCAGCUGCUUUGCGGCCGCAUCGAUGGGGCCAUAUUCUCUAGUGAACGCCGUGACGGUGGGAAAUGAGCGCCGCACCCUUGUGAGUGGGUGCAUUGGGCUAGUGCCGGUGACACAGCUGCUGGCGACGGCGGAUGAAAUGCCAGAGCUGUUGUCAAUUCCGCUCUCCUCUGUGUGUGGUGUUUUGAGUGUCGAGGAGGAUUUGCUGCGAGCAUUUAUCGCGCAGUUUGCCUUUAUGUAUGCAAAUAGUGUAGCUGGGCUCUCACACUUUGGCGCUGAUGGCACCACCCCAACACAUGCGACCUUCCUGCUGAGGGACAUGCGAUUCACACCACUUUUGUCGCCGUUGUGGCAAUGGUGCACCAACAGUCCCACGCGGCUCGUUCCUUGGGCCGAUUCGCAGACGUGUGCGUUGGGCGAUGGCCUUGUGUGUCGUGUCUUCAAAGUGACACAACUUCAAUCUUGUGCGAUGGUGGGAGUUAUACUGGAGCGUCGAGCCCCUCGUUUGGAUGAUUAA